CAGGUGGUGCGCGUCGUUGCUCCAAUUUUGACACCUGCCCGAUGCGCCAAGGCCUGUCGUGGGCUGAAGAGCACUUCUGAGGUCGUGUCUGGCUGCUGCCGAGAAGCGGUCCGUCGCUGCGCUCUGUGUGCAGCAUUUGAGGCACUUAAAGCACUGAGUGGAUCUGCGCGCUGUGCUGGGCCGGCGCACGGCUAAAAAAAGCCCGGACCGCUGCCAAGCGCCGCAGCCAUGAAGCUGCUCGAGAACCCGCGCCUCUCGGCGCUCACGGCGUUCCUGUCCCAAAGACGGCUCGGUGAACGCGUGCUCGACGGUCGCGUCGAGGCGUUCUCGUGCAAGCGCGCCGGCGAGGACAAGAAGCUGGCCAAGGAGCUCGAGGCGCAGUUCGCCGCCGAGUCUAGGAACUCGCCCUCGUCGAUGGAGGCGUCGUCUCCGUUAGGAGCUCUCGCGCAGCCGGCGACGCGGCGGCUCCUCGUGGACCUGAUCGCUACAUUAAAUGCGAGCUUCCCGGACCACGACUUUUCGAAUCUGCGGCCCGAGCAGUUCUGCCGCGAGGCCGGCGCGCAGUUUGCCGUGCGGGCUUGUGCGAGACAUCUCGCGGAGCUCGCGACCGCAGAACGGUUCCGCGCGCCGGGCGGCGGCGAGUUCCUGGACGAGCUCUGGGCCGCCAUCGAGGAGGCUAUACAGUUAAGGGAGUGCGAGGUCUACUCCUAUGUUCCAGAUGGCGAGUCGGAUCCCUUCUCGGAGGGCGCGCUCUGGUCCUUCAACUACUUCUUCUUCAACAAGCGGCUGAAGCGGAUUGUGUACCUGAGCUGCGUCGCGCGGUCGCGCCAGCUCUGCCCGUCGCCCUUCUCGGACGUCGAGGACGAGUACAGGAUACGCCAGGACGACUCCCAGGACGACUUUGUCGGGGGCGACCUGAUGUUCGACGAGGACUAGAUUCGUGCCUAAGUAAGUACAUACUCCACAACA
Messenger RNA from Pelagomonas calceolata, 969 nucleotides. The record is from the annotation of a GenBank genome assembly. NCBI's taxonomy places the organism in Eukaryota, Pelagophyceae, Pelagomonadales, Pelagomonadaceae.